AGUCCAACCACAAUAAAGAUUCAGUUAGUCUUUAGUUGAGAGUCAAUCGUAUAACAUCGUUUAUCGCGAAGGUCUUAAAAAAACAUUUCUACAAAAGGUAUCGAAUGAUAAAAUUGUGAAUCAGAAUCGAAUGUGUGUAUAAUCGAUUAAAAAGUGAAAUAUUUAUUGUUAACCGUUAAAGAAAGUAAAUAAAAAGAGGAACACACAAAGAAGAAUUUUAUUAGUUUCAGAGUGUUGUGCUGCAAAUAUUUGCAAUAUGAAGAAAAUUUUAGCAGUUUUAAUUUUGACGAACAUUAUUGUGCUGGCUUAUACGGCUAGUAUUUUUGAUUAUCUAACUGAAGAUCCACAAUCAAGAGAUUCCGAAACUAAAAAGAACUGCUUAUGCAAUGGCCCAUCUUGUAUCUGCUGUCUGGACUUUAAUAUGUCUUUCAUCGAUCUAGGUGGUCCGGGAUGCGUUCGUAUGAACUAUAUAUCUGCCGAAGAAGGCAUCGCUAUCAAUGUGUCGUACGGUUCCAGUCUGUUACAUAGUCAAACCGUAAAGGGACCUGAUCCAGCACCAACUUGUUUGAAUAUUUUCACUCAAUUGGCGCAAAUGUGUGCUCGAUUCAGUGAAUUGCUGCCUACCGAUGACGGACUUCGUGGAUGCAUCAAUUUGGAACCAAUGCUGUUGGGAGAAGCACAACUGGAAUUACCCGUUGGAUGCUUCAAAAUGGGUCCAAAUGGAAUGGAAGUUAUUGAGUCAUCGGUGCAAGUGAUCAACGAACAACAACCAAAAGAUCCAAACGCACAACCAAUCGAAUCAGCGGACGAUGACGAAGAAGAAGAAGAUACUACGGAAACAAAUGCCGGCAAUGAUACUAUCGCUGGGUAUAAUACCGCUGAUAUACUAGCAGCCGUGAAUGCAUCAGCAGAAGAGGGUAUCGCACUUAUUUCGAACUGGUUGGGAUUGACAGGAAACAAAUCUCAAAAUGAAACCGUCACCGAUCAGGUUCCGCCAAACAAUCAACAACAAUAGAGUCUAAGCGAAUAUGCACAUUUUCUUAAACUUUUUGACGAUCUCUCUGAGUAAUUUAUUAAUUUAUUUUUUGUAUUUAAUAAACGUGUUGUUAACCACA
Bradysia coprophila is the source of this 1115-nucleotide messenger RNA. RefSeq lists its product as uncharacterized. NCBI's taxonomy places the organism in Eukaryota, Metazoa, Arthropoda, Insecta, Diptera, Sciaridae. The record is from RefSeq and is a predicted model, not a curated record.